Messenger RNA from Drosophila gunungcola (fruit fly), 555 nucleotides. Its product is annotated as chromosome transmission fidelity protein 8 homolog. The record is from RefSeq and is a predicted model, not a curated record. NCBI's taxonomy places the organism in Eukaryota, Metazoa, Arthropoda, Insecta, Diptera, Drosophilidae. The coding region runs from base 106 to 555 and encodes 149 amino acids. Gene Ontology annotation, biological process: mitotic sister chromatid cohesion. The transcript is spliced from 3 exons. Gene Ontology annotation, cellular component: Ctf18 RFC-like complex.
GAUCUCUCAGUGUUGCAAAACGAGUCGAAAGUGGUUUUAGGCGGUCGUCUUUGUUUAUAUUUACCGAUUUAUUAAUUGUUGUGAGUUGUGCAAGCCAAAAACAAUAUGCCCAUUCUAGUAAAGACGCAAAACGCUGGCAAAGGUGAUUGGGCUAUUAUAGAGCUACAAGGCGACCUGGAGGUGAGAAGUAACCAGGACAUGCAUGAUCAGUUCAUUGGCGAUCUUUACUACAAUAAAUAUGGGCAACCUAUUCUCAUUAUAGGCCAUCAUAUUCUUCAGGGCCGUGAACAAAAGUUGGAUAAACCAUUUGCGGUGCUGGAAAAGUCCAAAACCAAUGAGGGAGAACGACUCUUGGAAACGAGCAUGGCCUCUCAGGAUGUGAGCAUGCUGAAUGCCACCACGGGAGCAGAACGCACCGUGCUGGAUCACACGAUUGCCCAGGAGCACAAGAGUCGCCAGAGAACGGAGUACACUGUUCGCGCUGUUUGCACCAAGAAAUUGAUCUUCAAAUCGCGUCCAAAACCAAUUAUAGCCAAUGUGGCCAAGUCCGUUUGA